AUGUUCCCAAUACGUGGUUCAAUGUUGGCGUUGUCAUCUCACAUCUACGUAGUCAACUCACCAACAGAGUUGUUCAGAUUCAAUGUCAAGAGUAAUCAAUGGAGCACCCAGGCGCUGGCAUGGUCCGUCGACACUGAGUCGAAUUCAAGGGUGUCCCAGACCCAAGCCGACAUCCCAAUCACAUCAGUUGACUAUAGCUCAUGUUCAGAUGGUCACUCUAUCUACGUGAUCCGCAAUGACAAGCAGGUGCUCAGUAUCCUCGCGAUAGACGUGCAGCAUGAGACUAUCCGAUGUGUUGCCGAACUGUUCCUCAAGUCAGUCAGUCUCGAGUCUUGCUGUAUGAUCGGGCAACAUCUGUUCUUCCUCGUGCACACCGAGCAAGGUGAUCAUACACUCUGUGCAUUCGAUCUCGUCAAGCAGUGCUUGGUACAGGACAUCAACAACUUGAACUCAAACUCUAGCACCGGCUCAAGUUCGAUGGGUCUGGGCGCAACUGGUGUUGGCUUUGGCAACAACAUCAACACGAGCAUUGGUAGACAACAACCACGCAACUAUAGGAUGUUGGCGCACAACUCUGAGUGCAUCUACUUCUUGAAUCAGAGUCAGCCAUUCUUUGGAGUACAGCGAGAGAGUAAAUUCUUUGCCUACAGCAUCGAGGACAAUAGUUGGCUAUCACUACCCGAGCCCAAGAACUCAAAGAUACUCCACUGCUUCCGUCUCACAUCAUGUCUCUACUGCAUUGGUGAGGACUACGCUAUUGAAGUAUUUGAUACCACAAGGAACCAAUGGUAUUAA
This is a messenger RNA of Acytostelium subglobosum LB1, 795 nucleotides long. RefSeq lists its product as hypothetical. The record is from RefSeq and is a predicted model, not a curated record. The transcript has a single exon. NCBI's taxonomy places the organism in Eukaryota, Evosea, Eumycetozoa, Acytosteliales, Acytosteliaceae. The coding region runs from base 1 to 795 and encodes 264 amino acids.